AUGUCGACAACCUUGAGUGAGGAAGACAUCGAGAAGCUCUUCUCCGGGGCGCCGCAGUUCUUUGCACGGAAUGAAAGCCAUUUUUAUGGCGCUCCGCACCCUAGUAUCGCAUUCUUGUUCGAUGAGGAGCUGGAGAUUAGGGAUUUGACUGAUCAUGUUCAAAUCGAGGACAAAGCGUGGGGUGGCAUGACGGCCUGGCCGCAUUUGACAAGGGACACUGAACAUGACGCCGCAGCCAAAAGACAAAUGCGAGAGAAGAGCAAGGCCCAUUUUCAUGUCAAGUGUCGAGAACGACCAAACAUGAUGAGCAUGCAAGGCCUGGAGAAAGGAACCAUGGGAUAUCAGGCGGCUCUCGAACUUCCGGCAGGUGACUCGCUUGAGGAGGAACAGUUUGGCUUCGAAAGUCUAGGUACCAAAGCGAAAGUCAUCGUCGAGGCCAGAGCUCACAUGCUAUCGCAUACCGGAAUGUUGCGCCGCAUCCCUGAACCGGAACUAUUGGAUCGGCUCAAGCGGAAUAGCGAGAUCUAUCGACACAACGAUCUCAAGUCGAGAACUUCUGUGGAAACGUAUAAGGAUCUUUUUCACAAUUUUAUGAGACCGACAAGCACCGUUACCGACCAGGUGGAUCAUUAUGGUCUCAACAACCAGAUUCGGGCUUUGCUCAAAUGCUUGGGCGUUGCCAAUGUCUGGAUAGAUUUCUCCCGGGUAGAAUGGAGAAUCCGCCUGGGCCAAGUGCUCUGGGGAGAAAACGAUGGUGACGAGCUGGAUGACGACACGGCUAUUCAUGAUACCGAUGAUGCUAAAGAGCGCGCAGAGGAGAAGUACUGGCUACUCAUGCAGAUUUUGCUUGCGACCGAGCUCCUCAUCAGACUGGACGCCGUCACAGAAGGCAUAGAAUACGGAGUGACAGGAAUUCGACCCAUUGAUGUGGUACAUUUCGAACGAGCAGCCUCCCAAACGGUGAAGUGGUCUCUACUCUUAGCUAGAAGUUGGUUGGACAAUAUCGACAUUGUGAAAGAGGAUGAUCCGUUACUCCAAAGACCGCCGGCUCCAAGGCGUGGCAGUAGCUGGCUAGGUGCGCUGGCUAGCAAGGUCACGAACAGGUAUCACAAAAAGAGCCCUACCCUCCCUUAUCACUACACCAUAAAAGGACGUAACGGUGAACGUCAGGUCGAGGGCUUGACGCAUUUUGCAAAGAAUUUGAUGUGGCCGGGGAUAGACAGGUACGAGACUAAAAUAUCCGAAAACGCGCAGAACGCAGUGGAAGAAACUCCUGGACGGAGAAUCAGCUCGCUAUCCAUAAUUUCCAGAAAUUCAUCGAAUUUUGGCGCCUGGGAUAUUACAUGCAACCACGGUAAACACAAGGGUCGCGCACAGGCUCAACGGCGAAGACUGGCUGCCGCGCUUCACGAGUCUGGUUGGCUGACCAAAUCAUACGUGUUUGGCCUGAUUAUUCCUGGCGAUUCCUUAUGCCACUAUCUCAUGGCCACGCUCUUGGAGAACGAUACCGAGGCCAUGGCGAAGCUCGGCCCAUUUGCCAAUUUAUCCGGCGGCUUUGUCUACUCGGGCAAGAGCUUCUGGAGCACAGGAUGCAUUGUUGGACGUGUUCUUGCGGCAGGCAAGGGAGCGGCGGAGUGCAUGGGCUGGGUUUCAACGGAUGUCCUUCCGGAAGGUGUAGAGGAUGGAUGGCUGACUAUUGAGGUGGAUGAUGUUGCUGAGGACGUUUCUCAGCUUGGCAAGAAAGCAAGGCUCUGGGGCAAGAAGAAAGUUGAACGGGAGUCGUCCAUUCUGGGCGAUGGCAAGGAAAACUUCGUACAAGCCUCAGACUUCAUUAUUCCGCACGAGAACAAGUACCCCGUUCCCCCUCCACCCGUGUAUGUCGAGCUUUUAUCCUUGGACCUCACAUCGUCACCGGAGCCAGUACCGGCUACACCGCUUUCGGAGAUGGUACCGACGCCAACUGUUGAGCAUUGCACCAAGUGCCCAGAGUUGAUCUCGUACCCGGCAGGAUUGAAAUUCUUUGUAUCUAUUGGCGGAGCAAAGGGAGAGGAGUAUCAGUAUCCGCUGACGUACGAUGUCAACUUUGUCACAGCCCAUCCAUGUGCUCCAUCGCAGAGAGUGAGGGUUGUGAAAUCACCUGUCUCCAGCCCGACAGCAUCGCAGAUAGACGGGUUUGGAAAUGGGUUUGGCAACAAUCCUCGAGCCUCUUUCAGAACAGGGCAUCCGCUGCAUAAAUUCUACGAGUUCACCGUGAUACACAUUUCCGAACUGAUCAAAAAGCCACGCACAACACUGUCGGAGUUUCUCCUCGACUCUACCUUUGGCAAAGUAGGGUCGAACCGAGUGCUGGUCAUUGAUUGCAUUACCGGGUUUGCAGAACAGCCACAAUCGCCCGCCUUUGAGCAAAUCAUGACGCCGUCAUCAUCACCGAUCCUUGAUCGAAAAGGUAGUUUCUCUGCAGCUGCAAGAAUGCAUUUGGAGUCGCAGAAGCGACAGUUUGGCUCCGAUAUGGAGAUGAUGGUGAGGGCGAUUUGUUCGCAGAGAGGAUGGAACGCCAUUAUUAGCAGGAGGAAGAGGAGUUGUUUGGCUUGUGCAAUUCGGGAAGCUGGCGCAUUGGCAUGGAAAGUUAUUAUUCGAGUACCAUAG
Molecule: messenger RNA, 2646 nt
Organism: Pochonia chlamydosporia 170
Lineage: Eukaryota; Fungi; Ascomycota; Sordariomycetes; Hypocreales; Clavicipitaceae
Product: helicase-like protein
Exons: 3
Coding region: 1-2646 (881 amino acids)
Source: RefSeq, a predicted model, not a curated record